Molecule: messenger RNA, 405 nt
Organism: Acaulospora morrowiae
Lineage: Eukaryota; Fungi; Glomeromycota; Glomeromycetes; Diversisporales; Acaulosporaceae
Source: the annotation of a GenBank genome assembly
AUGUCGGACGAGUUUGCUGCCGCCAUAAACAAAAUCUUAAAAAGUUCUGUUAAUUCCUCUGAUCGAAACGUACCAAUCCUAUCACGUUCUAAAAAUAUAGAGCGACUCCUUGAUGAAGCGAAACUCGAAUAUCGUGCGCGCAAAGCAAUCAAUAUAGAAAAGAAGAAAAUUGCCUCUAAAGAUCGUGUAAAAACUGAUUUCGCGACCAUUGAUGCAGAAAGAAAGUUAAGGAAAGUUGCUACGAGAGGAGUUGUACAAUUGUUCAAUGCGAUCCGUGUGUCACAAAAAGUCGUUGAUGAUGCUGUGAAAGAAGUCGGAGGUAGACAAAAAUUUACAUCAGGAGAAGCUAAAGAAGUGGCAAAUAUGUCAAAAGAUACUUUUUUAGAAAUUCUGAAAGGAAAUUAA